ACUUGCGCCGAGGCUGGAGGGCAGAUUUGAAGCGAAGGGGGCCCCGUCGGUUUGAUAAGCAGCAGCAGAUGGACCGGCAGUUGAGUACGGUUGCGGCUCAUAUCCCUGGCCAUAACUGCUCACGGAGCCUUCGACUCUGAAUCUCGAGUUAGAGGGAUCUUGCAAGUAUCCAUAUGGUGGCCUUGCGCCUAUUGACGGCGCUCGCGAGGAUUGGCUGGUAGACGACAAUGAGGGCUCAUGGACUGACGGGUUGCGACUGGGCGACAUGUAGGCGUCAUGUGUCUGAUAUGGGGCAGGCAAACAAGAGUCGUAUCCAGCAAAUGCAUUAAAAUCCGCAUGCAGGGCGUCAGGUUCUACCGAGCUUGAAGAAGCUGUGCUUGUCCCAGCCACUAAGCCGUCUGGUGUGACCCAAGCAGUGCUACCGUGGUCCAUGGGAGGCGGUGAUAGAAGCUCUGGCUGAGGCACUGUGAACCAGCGAGCGUGGUGGAAGUACGAAUUCGAAUCCAAGUCUGACUGUGAAACGCCUGAGACAGCUUGCUGAAAUGGAGAGCCGUAGCAAGACGGCAGACGAUUUGGGGGGCAGGAAGUGUCAGAACUGGACGAACUCGUUUCGAAGAACUGUGAAUACUGCGAUACGGGGGAGUUCGAGGUCGAGGGAGGUGUCAGGUACAUAUUUGAGGUCGUUAUAGAAAGCAAGUAUGCGAGGGUCGGGUUAGAAUCCGUGGGGAUGCUAGGGUCUCAUGAGCCAUGCACUUCCGGUAGGUAGAGAACCACAGGCCACAGGCACCGUUAGAUUAGGUACUGCAGUGAGUAGAGAUUCAUCGACCAAGACGGGAAACCCCAUGACGGGGUAUCAGUUGGAUAAAUACAGCGAGGGCACAACCAACACGGGAGAUGGAGUUGUGAGCAACAGACGCAGACGGACGGUGGCAACAAAGACGAACGUCGACCAGACCAAGUCCUGGGCGAGAAAUGGACGUACGUACAGGGAAGAUCGAUUACUUAGAUCCUCUUUGAUGAAGCUACUACCAUCGAUGAAUUAGACCCAGACGAGGAUUGUCGAAGGAUCAGUCUCCGCCUGCAUGGGGGGGUGCUAGAGAAACAGGCAAGACAGGCUAGACAGACGAGUCCAGGGUGGGGAGACGGGUAGGUUGGCGUUCACGGCUAGAGAGUCACUGGGAAGGUGUCGAGAAGCGGGUGACGGGGCCGGGAGGAGAGCGAAAUGAGGUCUAGGCUAGGAUUGAGCUCGCCAACCACACGGCUGGGCCAUUGCGACCCUUGACAGAUCUCGCGGAUGACUUGAGGUAGAUAACGGUAUCGCUAGGGCCGUUUGCUGUCACCAGCCAGCCAAGCAAGAUGUGUGCAAGUCAGACCGUUGAGUGCCCCAAAUUAGAGCAUAAAAUCAAC
Fusarium odoratissimum NRRL 54006 is the source of this 1407-nucleotide messenger RNA. RefSeq lists its product as uncharacterized. The record is from RefSeq and is a predicted model, not a curated record. The transcript has a single exon. NCBI's taxonomy places the organism in Eukaryota, Fungi, Ascomycota, Sordariomycetes, Hypocreales, Nectriaceae. Bases 741 to 1043 code for a protein of 100 amino acids.